AUGAUGCAACAGGAAUUCAAUAUAGAUGAUUUAUCUAAUGAACCAAGAAUUAAGGUCGUUAUUAGAAAGAGACCUGUUAAUAAGAAAGAAUAGGCAAAAUCUGAUGUGGAUAUCAUAGAAGUUAAGACAGGUUAGAGUGUCAUAGUCAAAGAAAUGAAGCAAAAGGUUGAUCUUACAAAGUAUGUUGAAGAGCAUUUAUUCAACUUUGACCAUGCAUUUGGCGAAAAUUGCACAAACGAAGAGGUUUACAUGACUUGUGUGCGUCCUAUUGUUACUGCUGCCUUUUAGAGAGCUAGAGUUACAUGCUUCGCUUAUGGACAAACAGGUAGUGGUAAAACUCACACAAUGUUAGGUAGUGUCGCAAAUAGAGUACCUGGUAUGUACGUAUUAGCCAGUCAUGACAUAUUUACAGCUCUCCAAAGACCUUAGUUUUCUCACUUAUAAAUAUUUGUUUCAUUUUAUGAAAUCUAUUGCGGAAAGCUUUUCGAUUUGCUAAAUGAUCGUCAAAUUUUGCACCCAAGAGAAGAUGGAAAACAAAAUAUUAACAUUAUCGGUUUGAUGGAAUAAAGAAUUACAAACGUUGAUCAGUUACUUAAAAUUAUUGAAUUCGGAAUGUCUGCAAGAGUCACUGCCUAAAAUAGCGCCAAUACAGACAGUUCAAGAUCUCACGCAAUUCUAUAAAUACAAUUAAAAGAAUAGAAUAACGUAUAUGGAAAAAUAUCUUUCAUUGAUUUAGCUGGUAGUGAAAGAGGUGCUGAUGUUAUCGAUUAAAACAAGCAAACAAGAAAAGAUGGUGCUGAAAUCAACAAAUCUUUAUUAGCAUUAAAGGAAUGUAUCAGAGCAUUAGAUUAAGGAAAAAAUUAUACUCCAUUUAGAGGUAGCAAACUUACACUUGUUCUAAAAGAUUCUUUUACUGGAAAUUGUAGAACUGUUAUGAUAGGUAAUAUAUCCCCUUGUUAGAGCAGUAGUGAACAUACUUUAAAUACUCUUCGUUAUGCAGAUAGAGUUAAGGAAUUAAAGAAACCAACUAACUAGGAUUUAUCUGAACAAGUUAAUUAGUUAGAUUCAUUAGCUUAACAACUCAUGCUUCCACGCCAGUCUAAAAACAUCGUGAGAAGGCCAGUAGUAGAAAAUAACAAUGAAAAUAACAUUCCAAACAGUAAUCAUAAGUUAGAAUAGCUCAUGAAAAGUGCAUAAAACUCAAACUUUGCUUACAAUUUACCAUAACAACCUAACAACUUUCCUCCUUAUUAGCCUUAGACUCAAGCUCAAUAGCCAAGAACAAAUUACAACAAUUUUAUGGCAGGUGAUUAAAUGGGCAAUAACAAUAACAACAUAUUGAGUGCUCAUAAUAAUAAUGCCUUAAAUCCAAACUUAAAUGCUAAUAAUAUGUAUCCUGGAAGUUAAUCAGAAAUGUUCGAUAUCGAACCUAGAUAAUUAAAUAAAACACCUUAAUAGCAAUAAUAAUCAUUCGCUGGAAUUAAAAUGAAUCAACAACCACAAUCUUAACAAUAAUAUAGACCACCAUCAAACAACUAACUUGGUUAUCAAAAUUAGAUGGAUUAAAAUACAAUUAAUAGCCAAACCAAUCCCAUAAAUUUGAAUAUCGAGCAAAUAGAAAACUGGACUGCUCGUAAUGAAGAAGACCUUUAAUUGAUAUCUCAAAAGCACGAAUAGCUUAUAAGUCUCAUUCUUGCUGAAGAAGAAGACGUUAUUGCAUCUCAUCGUUCUCAUAUCGAUGAUAUGGUUGAGCUAACAAAACAAGAAAUGAUGCUUUUGCAUGAUGUUGAUAAGCCAGCAAGCGAUGUAGAUGUUUAUGUAUAGAAUUUAGAUGCAAUUUUGCAACAUAAAAGCGAAAUAAUUAACAUGCUCAGAUAAAGACUUUAGACAUUUAGAUCUCAUUUAAAAAAAGAAGAAUUGCUUUCUAAGAAAUUCUACGAGUAGAGAGCUUAAAUCAUGGAUGUGUUUGAUCUAAACUCAAAUACAAUCAACCCAAAUAAUGACGAAAUGUAAUUAUUAGAUGAUCUUCCUGAUCUAUAUGAUAAUUGA
Tetrahymena thermophila SB210 is the source of this 2049-nucleotide messenger RNA. Its product is annotated as kinesin motor catalytic domain protein. The record is from RefSeq and is a predicted model, not a curated record. Gene Ontology annotation, biological process: microtubule-based movement. The transcript has 11 exons. Gene Ontology annotation, molecular function: ATP binding; microtubule binding; microtubule motor activity. NCBI's taxonomy places the organism in Eukaryota, Ciliophora, Oligohymenophorea, Hymenostomatida, Tetrahymenidae.